CCAGUGCCUCGCUCUCUUCUUGUGCGCGCGGAUCAUUCCUACGUUUCAUUCUGAGGACGGUGUUAAGACUGACAAAUCGGCAUGGCUUUCCCAAAGAACUUGUUCGUCUUGGUGUUUCUUAUUAUUGAUUCUCUCAGUUUUAAUGCCUGGGCCAAGGUGGACAUGACCAUGGCGGACAGCGUGGAGGUGUACCUGGACGACUCUGCAGACAUCCCCUGCCAGUACGUCUUCAGUGAACAGCCCCGAGCCGUCAUGAUCCAGUGGUUUGUGAGGAAUCCUGGCAGCAGUAACCGGGAGCGGAUCUACUACGGCGACGACACCCAGCAGAUAGUGGACAACGGGACGGACUUCAUGGGCCGUAUCACGGUGUCUGACAUUGGGGACAAGAUGGGCGUUCUGCUGACCAUCCAGGACGUCCAGCUCUCUGACGAGAGGGAGUUCUUCUGCCAGGUGAACGGCAUGGCCGCAGGCAACGGAGAAGGAAAGACCCACCUCAGGGUGUUCGAUCCACCAGAGGCCCCAAUAAUUGAAGGUGUUCUUGCUGGAAUCUCUGUGACCAAUGAGCUGCCAUCAAAGAUUGCAUCUUGUGAGGCCAGGAAUGGCUUUCCCAAACCCAACAUCACCUGGUACCGUGACAGCAACCCACUCAACCCCACACAUGGCAAGAUCAACGUGGUAACUCUGGUGACCUGGGAGUCCAGCGGCUUCUACUCUGUCCAGAGUGACCUCCAGUAUAAAGUGUCCAAGGAAGACAAGGACGCGCUGUUCUCCUGUGAGGUCAGCUACUACGUCCCAGGGGCUGCAAGGACGGCCGAGUCCAAGGGCAUCAAUAUCACUGUGCACUACCCCACGGCCGUCGUCAAGCUAUGGAUGGAAUCCCCCCAGGCCCUCGUCAAAGAGGGGGACACAGUGGAGCUCCGUUGCCAAGGGGAUGGCAACCCCCCACCGCCCUAUACUUUCAACCGAGAACAAGAGCCAGAGACGACAUUAGAAGCCAGAGACGGCAAAUUGGUGCUAAAGGAGGUGACGCGUGGGGACAGCGGAGUCUACCAGUGCCGCUCCCUGGACCUGGACACCUACGAGGAGGUCAUGGGAGACAUGCAGCUCAACGUCCACUAUUUGGACCCGGCUGUGGUGGUGCCCAAAGAUUCAGAGGUCAUGUUCAAAGGAGAGAGUCUGACUGCUACCUGCAAUGCUCUGUCUUCUCUGGAAACGGCCACGGUCUGGUUCAAGGACAGGCAGAGAGUUGGCACAGGCCACGUACUGCUUCUGCAGGAUGCCACUUACUCCACUGCCGGAGAAUACGUGUGUGAGGUGACUGUUCCUUCCCUGCCUGGACUGCAUACCUCCGGCUCUGUCCACAUCAUUGUCCAGGGGGCUCCCCAAAUGAAAGACUCUGACAGGGAGGUGGAGAUGGAGCAGGGACUGGGGAAGUGGGUGAACCUGAGCUGUGAGGCGCAUGCACACCCUCUGCCCUCCAUCUCCUGGAGCUUCAGCGGGAGCCAGGUAAAACUGGGCAGAGCAGAACCCAGGAGUUGGCGUGAGGUGCUGACCAGAGCCAAUGAGCACAACAUUAUCAGCCUGGUGUCCGUCAAAGUGACCUCUGACGUCACGGCCCUCUGCAACGCCACCAAUGAGAUGGGCACAGAGACAAAGUCCUUCAGCAUCAGAGCCAUUCCCAUGGUCACUUCAACUGCACCCUACUUGCCCGCUGAGGGCAACGGUGUGAUCAUCGUGGUCAUCAUCCUUUGUAUUCUCCUGCUGGCCAUCCUUGGCAGUGUGCUCUACUUCCUCCACAAGAAGGGCAAGAUACCAUGUGGCCGCUCUGGCAAGCAGGAGAUCACCAAGGAGAACGCUAACAAAGAUGAAAUUGUGGUGGAGAUGAAGACUGACACCAAGACCGAGGACACUGUCCUUCUGAAGGGCGUGAACGGAGACAAGAAUGGCCCCAGCAACCAGUAAAGUACAUGGACCUGAGGAAGUGACAUAUGCAGAGGGCUGAGCUCUGACACGGCCAACCAAAGCUCAUCACCACACCUCCACAUCAACCCAAAACCCAGGGCUAGACUUCUGGAAGGCUUAGGAAAAACAUCCCUGUCAAGACCCAAUCACCUCUAAUUCUUUUAGUUAAGCAGUAUUCAGCAUUGUGGCCAAGUUAAACGACAUAGAAACACACACUAUUAAUGUCAAGUUGUUGGAUAGAGGUUUGGAGGAUGUUCUGAUUGCUCUAUUUUACUGUUUAUGUUUUACUGUUUCCCCAAAGCCUUUCUACUCUUUUUCUUGUCCAUUUCUGAUGAUUACGUUCAUUAACUGUGCGUUACAAACUUUAUAAAGUGUAUAUAUUAUAUAUAUGUAGGUAUUUAAGGUAUUUUGACAGACCUUUCGAGUUCAAACUUCUUAAUAGCAAACACUUAUUACUUUAACUAUUCAUCUACGUUUUUUGUUCAGGCAAACCCCUACAUUUAUUUCAUGUCACCCAGCCAGGGCAGGGCUUCUAAAUACUGCGCCCUCCCCCCCAGUUCCUUUUCUGGUGACUUAAGUUGCCAACCCUAAAGUCACUAGCAUGAGAAUGAGGUAGAUGUAAAUCAAUUGCAAACUAGGGUGGGAUGUACUACCAGCCGUCACACUUCACUGGAUUAGUCCACUACAGUAAACAAGUAGUGAAUAUACUGCCAUUCAUCAGGUCGUCUACAACGCGCCAUUUUAACAAAGCUCUGCUACAACACUGUAUAUUCCCUUCAAUCUCAGACACUGUGAGAUAGAAUGUCAAUACGUUCCCCAUGGGCCAAUAUCUUUAAGUGAGAUGAUUGUGAAUACUGGUUCAUGACGCCAAUAUGUUCCCAAUGGACCAAUAUCUUUAAGUGAGAUGAUUGUGAAUACAGGUUCAUGACGCCAAUAUGUUCCCAAUGGACCAAUAUCUUUAAGUGACGUGUUCAGAGAGACGUACUAAAUGUGUUGUGGGUCUGUUUGUGUGUGCAGCACUAUAUUGGCUCCCUCAGGCUUUGGCACCUCAACACCAUCAUGGAGACGUCAAUAAGACAACUAGCGAUCUUCAAAUGAGCAGUUGUGAACCAAAGCUUUGCCACUUAUCUAGAGUGUUAUGGUUAGUCAGCAAGUUAUCAAUCCAGGUGUGUCAUUUUAUGUUGUGAACUACUGUCAAGCUCUUGUACUGUUUGUAAAUAAUCGUAGGAUAAGAACUGUUUGUAGCCAUGGCCAUCGAUUGUCUGUUUUGAAACGGCCUACUGUUUUAUAAUCUACAGUGCCUGUGGAAAUUUGUCUUAUUCUGAAAAUGUAAGAUACACUGAAAUGGUUAAUUUUUUUUCUGGUUUGAUGUAUUUCUGUGUUUGGGUGAGGGCCAAGGAGACCUCUCAAGUUCAUUUUUGUGUGAUCCAUUUUGGAUGCUUACUGUAUGUGUGCAGGGAAGAAGUAGCUGUGCUUGCUCCAAGACUGCCCAAUGACUUGUAUAAUGCACAGAAUGAUGUUACGAAAGCUAUUAUAAUUUGGGUAUUGUAUUAAACAGGUUCAAAUUGUACACAAUGUAUUUUGUGAUCCAAACAUUGCCAUUAAAGUAAUAUUUUAGUGGUCAUUGUAAGUUGUCAGUUGACAAUACUUCCAUUCUGUUCAGCCUGCUUAUGUCCGGCCACAAGAAUGAUGAUUAGCUUUAGGUAAACACAAGAAAAAACUACCCCUCAACUGUGUGCCUUUUUUUGUUCAGUCUAGUGUAGUUGUGUUAUAGUGUAGUUUCCUGAAUCUUUCGGAAAGAGGUCUGGAAUUAGGAGUGUUUGAGUCAUGGAUUCAUUUCACUCAGAUCACAACAGAAGCAAGGCUUGUGGACGCCAGUGGGUGGAAGGUCGGUUUUCAUGACAUAGGUUUGCUAUUGGCUCAGAAAGCAGGUUCAAAAAGAAAUGUUUUGUUGUUUGGAACAGCUAAGUGGACAGGAGUGUUUGGACCCACACAGUUCAUUGUUUUGUAAUGUUAUAAUUUUGCAAAUGUGUAUAAAUUAUGAACUGUUCUUGUGAUCUAAUGCUUGCAUUUUUUUUUAUAAUUGUUGUUUUGCAAGAAAAGAACGCCAAAUAAACAGUUACAUUUGACAUAACCUUUUCAAGAAAAGUUCAUAGCAUGAAGACAGAAGUAAAAACGUACCACUUCUGCAUUUCAGUGACUAAGGAACAACUGAAACGAUACAUUUCCACAUUGACAGCUUUAGCGUUCCAGUCUUCUAAUGGUCUUUAUCAGAGAUCCAGAAUGUGAUCACCAGGAGGAAAGAUAAUUUUUCCUUCUAACCACUUUCCUGGAGGGAGCAGUACAGUCACUCCAGAUUUCCAUGGGAAGAGGGGGAGGUUCAGCACAACAGACAAAACAUUGUUACAUUUGAACUCUGACUGUUACUGUAUUGGGAACAGUUAUUUGCAAGAAUUGCAUUGCUAAACCAUAUUUUUAAGUACUACAGUAUUAUGAGCAGUGACAAUAAUAUAGAAAUCAUCAAAUGUUAAAGAAAAUAUUGUUUAUUAUUUUAAUGGCUGAGGCAUGAACACAUGGCAACAUAAUGAAUGCUGAUUAUAUUAAAAUCAAUAAAUAAAAUCUUAUCUACACAUGCAAUAAAAAGGCAAUGAAAAGCUUUUUU
Messenger RNA from Esox lucius (northern pike), 4624 nucleotides. It is a transcript of the gene mcama, whose product is annotated as melanoma cell adhesion molecule a. The transcript is spliced from 16 exons. Lineage: Eukaryota; Metazoa; Chordata; Actinopteri; Esociformes; Esocidae. The record is from RefSeq and is a predicted model, not a curated record. Bases 82 to 1962 code for a protein of 626 amino acids.